AUGAGUAUCACAGACCCGGAACAACUAGUAAACGAAUUCAAGAAGUCCGGCGAGUUUGAUCGUCUCCGACGCGAGUUGCUCACCCAAUUCAAGAACGAUGAAUCAAUAACAACCUUCACUUCCCGCGUACGCGAUAUCAUACUCCAACGACUCGCAGAAGACGAGAGGUUACAGUACCUACCCGCUGAGUCGGUGCAUAGUGAACUCAUGCAGGAUAUGGACCGGUUCCCACUUGUCCAAAGAGCAGUAGCGGACCUAUCAGCUCUCAAAGACCCUUCGUUCAGUGCGAGCAUCCGACAUUCUCUUGCGAGUUUAUUAAGAGACGGGCCUAGUGCAGCCGACAGAAAACCGGAUGGAGUGAAAAAGGAAUCAAACGAAGAUGCCGACAUGGACGAUUCAGACGCUUCCGACUCUGACUCGUCCGAAUCUUCACAUGAAGAGCAUGAAGAGCAUGAAGAGCAUGAAGAGCACGAAGAAGGCGAUGAGCCGGAUGUUGUAGAUGAUAUGCCACAGAACUCUCGUAUCCGCCACCGCGACGCUCCCGCAACAGAGCUCAAAUAUCACACACUUGUUAAUGGCAUCGAGCCAUCGGAAAUGAACGAUAGGUCAAGUUCUGCUUCUCCUGAACCCGAAUCUACUCCUGCUCCUUCACAGGAACAUAAUCCCUGA
Messenger RNA from Fomitiporia mediterranea MF3/22, 669 nucleotides. RefSeq lists its product as uncharacterized. The transcript has 5 exons. Lineage: Eukaryota; Fungi; Basidiomycota; Agaricomycetes; Hymenochaetales; Hymenochaetaceae. The coding region runs from base 1 to 669 and encodes 222 amino acids. The record is from RefSeq and is a predicted model, not a curated record.